Molecule: messenger RNA, 4973 nt
Organism: Heterocephalus glaber (naked mole-rat)
Lineage: Eukaryota; Metazoa; Chordata; Mammalia; Rodentia; Bathyergidae
Gene: Megf9
Product: multiple EGF like domains 9
Biological process (GO): tissue development; animal organ morphogenesis
Source: RefSeq, a predicted model, not a curated record
GUUGGGCGAGGCUGUCAGUCGAGGAGGGCGGGCUGUCCGCGCUCGGCCGAGUCUCUCCCUCCGCGCUGGGGCCCGCCCGCGGGGCCGGCCGCCUGUCAGAGGGAGGUGGUGAUGGUGCACACGGUGGCGGCGACGGCCCUCGGUCGGAUGGCAGGGAAGAGAAGAUGACUGGCCCAACCGACUAGCUGAAUGAAUGAAUGGCGAAGCCGAGCGCGCCAUGAGGAGCCUGCCGAGCCUGGGCGGCCUCGCCCUGUUGUGCUGCGCCGCCGCCGCUGCCGCGGCAGCCUCGGCAGCCUCGGCGGGGAAUGUCACCGGUGGCGGCGGGGCCGAGGGGCAGGUGGACGCGUCGCCGGGUCCGGGGCUGCGGGGCGAGCCCAGCUACUCCUCUCCUGAGGCGACGGCUCCCACGGCCCAGGCCCCGAGGACCGGACCCCCGCGCCCUACUGUCCGCCGACCCCCGGCUGCGACCUCUCCAUCCCGGUCUCCGGAGACCACCCCUCCUCUGGCGGCGACCGGACCCGCGCUGACCACCUUCCAGGAGACCACCCCUCUGGAGGCGGAUCUCACGCCCACUGCCCCUCGGGCGCCGACUAGUCCUGCGCCGACCACCCUUUGGAGCACCACUGGCCUGGCGCCGACCACCCCUGUAGCGACCACUGUUCUGGCGCCGACUGCUCCCCGGACCCCGACUCCUGGUCUCCCCAGCAGCAGCAGCAGCAGCAGCAGCAGCAGCAGCCGCCUCCUGCCCACCCCACCUGUCACCGAGGCCCCUUCUCUUCCUCCCCGAGAGUAUUUAUGUAACUGCUCUAGGGUUGGAACCCUGGAUGUGAAGCACUGCAAUGAGACCACAGGGCAGUGUGAGUGUCAGCAAGGGUAUCAGGGUCUUCACUGUGAAACCUGCAAGGAGGGCUUUUACAUGAAUCACACUUCUGGGCUCUGCCUGCCGUGUCACUGUAGUCCGCAGGGAGCCCUCAGCAAACUCUGCAACAGUUCGGGGAAUUGCCAGUGCAGAGUGGGCGUCACCGGCUUUACAUGUAAUCAAUGCCAAGAUGGAUAUUAUGGCUUUAAUAAGAAUGGUUGCUUGCCCUGCCAGUGUAAUAAUCGGUCAGCCAGUUGUGAUGCACGCACAGGUGUUUGUUUGAACUGCCAGGAAAAUAGCAAAGGGGAUCACUGUGAAGAAUGCAAAGAAGGAUUUUAUCAGAGUCCUUAUCCCAGUAAAAGAUGUCUUCACUGUCCUUGUUCAGCAGUGACAUCUACAGGCAAUUGCACGAUAGAAUUGGAUGAAUUGGAACCUAAAUGUGUCCAGUGUAAAGAUGGAUAUACAGGCCAGAACUGCAAUAAAUGUGAAAAUGGCUAUUACAAUUCUGACAGCAUCUGUAUACCAUGCCAAUGUCAUGGCCACGUGGACCCAAUUAAAACUCCAAAGAUUUGUAGGCCUGAGAGUGGUGAGUGUAUCAACUGCCUCCAUAACACCAGUGGGUUUUGGUGUGAGAACUGCCUAGAAGGUUAUGUCCGAGACAUCGAGAGACAUUGCAUCAAGAAAGAAGUUAUUGUUCCAACACCUGAAGGUUCUACCAUUUUGGUUUCCAAUGCCUCUUUGACUACAUCAGUGCCCACCCCUGUUAUAAAUAGUACAUUUACCCCCACAACCCUGCAGACUAUCUUUUCAGUAAGCUCUUCUGAAAACAGCACGUCAGCUUUAGCUGAUGUGUCAUGGACUCAAUUUAACAUCAUCAUUUUGACAGUCAUUAUCAUUGUGGUUGUACUGUUAAUGGGAUUUGUGGGGGCUGUAUACAUGUACCGUGAGUACCAAAACCGGAAACUCAAUGCCCCUUUUUGGACCAUCGAGCUGAAAGAAGACAAUAUCAGUUUCAGCAGCUACCACGACAGCAUUCCCAAUGCCGAUGUGUCAGGAUUGUUGGAAGACGACGGCAAUGAAGUGGCUCCCAAUGGGCAACUGACCCUGACGACACCCAUACAUAACUACAAAGCCUAAGGAGCUAGAAGUGUUCUCCUGAAUUGCUAAGCCACAGUGCUUUCUAAGACAGCUUUGGCCCCUGGGCCAGACAAAGCCUGGGUAGAGUUUGCUGAGAAAGCAAAGGCAAAAAUAGUGCAUCUGAAAUUUUCAGGUACAAAUUUGUCAUGUUCUUAGCCUAUCUAUUGCUCUUAGUUUUCCCAUGAAGAUCAUAAGCAUUCACUGUUGUUAAGAACUUGAAGUAAAGUAUAUUUUUGUACCAAACUACAUGGGAGUAUGGAAAGGCUGAACCCCAUAGUGCUGCCCAAAUCCACUUUGACCUCCAAAUAGACUACUGGGGAGUGUUCACCUCACCAGCGGUACCAGGAUGAUGGAUGUGGAGGGGAAAGGACUGACUGCUGGAAGACUUCAUCUCCAUUCCUGAAACACAUUCUUUUUUAAAGGAAGGUCAGGGAUUAUAUUCAUUUUACUGUACUAAAAUGUACACAUCAUUAAGGAAAAGCUGGUGUCUAGGCUAUAUCAUAAUAAACAGUCUUGAUUGUUUCUAGAAUAAGGGCAGAAAAGUCCCAAGAAGGUCUUUAGAAGGGCUUGAUUUUUCCUCUUAGGAUUCUUGCUCAGUGAUAGGAUUAAAGUACAGGAUAAAAUCACAGUAGAGAGCAGAAGGCAGCAUUGGGGGAGCAGGAAGCUGAAGGUCCUCCUCAGGGGCUCAGUGUAAAUGAUAAAUUGUCUAAAAAUAAGGCACAUUCCUGCCUCUAAAGAAGUAAGGUGUACAUAGUUAAUGUAGCAUAUCUGGUCAAUGUUGUAUUUGUAUCUAUUUGUAAAAAACAUGUCAUAUUUUAUCAUCUAGAAUUUAUUUGUACAGCAGUUAAUGGUGUUGUAAAAAGGAAAUACAGAGAUUGGUUAAAAUACUGUAAAAUAGAUGGCAAUAUUGCUAGAGCUGGGACUCUGGUGAGCAUCCGUCAUUUUUAGUCCCUCUUUGGACAUUGUUAAAAUUUAUAAGCAGUUGAAUAUUUCUAAUCCUUUCCUUUCUCAACCUAAAAGUAGAGUUAUGUGCUCUUCGAUUUACUAUAGAUUCAAGCAAUAGGUUUUGAAGCCAGUAAUUAUUAAGCUGGGACACAGGCUGCAUUCUCCAAAAUACUCACUUAAUUAGGUACUGGCCACUUGAUAUUUUACAUAAGUUAAUAUAAAACAUAUCCUCAUUAAAAUAUUUUUUUCUUGAAUGUAAAAGAUAGUCUUCCAAAGGACAGACAUCUUUGAGCUCCAAAAGAAAAGCCAUCAUAUCACUUGGGAUCUCUAGUUUCCAUGCCUGUGAAAUGUUUAUAUCUUUCUCAUCUCUGCUCCUAACUAGAAAACCUCCUAUAUUUAAACAUAGCCCAUCACUCAUUUGCCAUGAGGUGUAUUCCAUCUCUCUGCAGUGCUGUAGCUCUUCCACUGUCUUCUUUUUGGCUAGAGGGUAGCUCUGUAGUUGAUAUAUAGUUAGUCCUUGCUUUUACAUUCAAUUUUCCACCUAAAAGUCAAGUAUUCUUGCUCUCAUCUAUUAUAUUGACAGAAUUGUGGAAUAAGCAAGCCUAGAAUGGUGGCCAGAAGUCAAAUAUAGAUUAUUUAUUAAGAGGAACGGCAAACUGUGAAGUGGUUAGCAAAAAGUAAGAACUUCUUACUGGAUUAGACCUAGAAAUCAAGUUGACCUGUUGGCCCAACUUCCCCAGAGAAGAACCUAGAAUUUGUCACCCUCUAUAGGAGACCUCUAAGUUGUUCUCAGGGCUUGCAUGCUGUUCUAGAGAAUGCAUAGACAGAUAAUUUGUUUCUGGUAACCUGAGGGUGCUUGCCCAUUGCUCACAAGAGUAGACAUUAUAUUAUAUUAAAAUUAUUAGCAUUUCUCCUGUCCUUUGUAGUUUACAAGUCACUUUUCAGUAUGUAUGUUCUUUGUUUCUCAUGAUAGCCCCCUAAGGAAGUAAUUACUCUACCCAUAUUAUAGAUGAGAAGACUGAGGCACCGAGGGGCUAAAUAUGUUCUUCACGGCUGCAUGAUGUGUGUCAUAGGCUCAGAAUCAGGACUCCCAACUCUGUAGCACAUAUGAUUUUAACUAUACACCUAGUGUAAAAUUUGCCUAGCUAUGGGCACAAAUGGGCUAGGAGGAAUAGUCCCAUCUGUGGAACUUUCUGUAGUUUUUGUAACUCCAAGAUACAAUUCAGGGAUAAACAGCUAUGAAGAACUUCGUGGAAAGAAUACAGGAAGAUUAGAAUCUGAAGCCAGUAUUCAUGAUAAGAAAACAAGGCUUCCAGUUUGUGUUUUUUUAAAGUGAAUCAUUCCCCCAAGGAAGGAGGGAAAAUUUUCUUCCUUUAGCGGUUGCUGCAUAGGCAUGUAUAGGCCAUGCACUGCAGAAUUCCAAGGAAUUGUGCAAAGUGGCAUAGCUGCCUUUCUCCUGGACACCCUACCCCCUGAAAAAAAUCAGGAUUGAAUUGAGGCUGGUGAGGAAUAAACAUUUGUUAAACAGAAGUUAACCCAAUAAAGAAAAGAGGGUUGGAGUCUAAGACCCAAAGUCAAAUAGUAUUCUGGCCAUGUAGAGAUUCCUUGAAAUAGACCUUAAAGAAAUUGCAAAAAUUGAAUCACAAAGACCAUUUACUUUUACAUACUAAUGAACAGAUCCUAGGUCAUAGUCUUAGUUUUUUCCAAUGGAAGAAAAAUUAAGGCCUUAAAACUUGUUUUGAAUAAUAUUCUUUAAUGACCCAGGGCUUUGCUUGUGGAAAUUAUCUUGCUCUGAAAUAGAAAUCAAUCAUGAGUUCACCUAUCACUGAAAUCAAACUAGAAAACUAGUCUGAAAGACUCUGCACAAUAUUCAUUCUUCUAAAAUCCCCAUGAACUACAGUGUCCAGCAACAGUCCUUUAGAGAUCCUACUAUUAGAAGAAUUUCUGUCUAAGGAUUAGAAAUGUGUGGUUUUUAAAAAUAAGGCAAUGUGAAUCUUACUGAGAAAUAAAAUACAGUACUGCUGUUAAGUGA